UAGCCUACAAUCAAGUGGAAUCUGGAAGGCUAUGGACAGGAGAAUGAACUUGAACGGGCCAGGGGACAUUUUCCACAAAACUCUCAGCGCCGUGUCCAACAAAAAGAUGGAACCUUUCAGAUCGACAGCCGGAAUGGACCUGCCUGUCAGAGACCGCCAGUCUCCAAUAAGCUGUUUCGACCAGACCGAUUCGGACCCAAUUCAACCUGGAGGACUGGCAGGGGGUCGAGGGGGAACGCUGGGUUUGCCGACCGGAUCUUUGUGUGUAAAGUACGGGGAGAGUGGCAACAGGACCGAGAGCAGUGGCGGGGAGCAGAGUCCAGACGAUGACAGUGACGGCAGGUGUGAAAUGGUCCUCCUUGCUGACGGGAGAACGGUGGCAGCGGGUAAACCCGAGGGAGGUAAGAAAAACAAAGAGCAGAAAACGCUCAGGCUAAACAUCAACGCGCGCGAAAGACGGCGGAUGCACGACCUGAACGACGCGCUGGACGAGCUUCGCGGCGUCAUACCAUAUGCGCACAGCCCCUCCGUGCGAAAACUCUCCAAAAUCGCCACUUUACUGCUCGCCAAAAACUACAUCCUCAUGCAGGCACAGGCGCUGGAAGAGAUGCGGAGGCUUGUGGCUUAUCUCAACCAAGGCCAAGCCAUCUCUGCGGCUUCAAUACCCGCCACCACUGCUCUGGCAGCACCCAACUUAAGUGCGUACGAGCAGCCGCCUGGGUACCCACCGGUAUUUCCCACCGGAGUGCCAGCAUCCUCCUGUCCCGAUAAAUGUGCUCUUUUCAACAAUGUCACCUCUAGUCUCUGUAAACAAUGUACUGACAAGCCUUAACUGCAUCACAAGAGUGACCGAUUAAGAGAGACUCAGAGAAGCACAUGCGAAGACUACACCACUUUCUAAAACACUUCGACUUCGGAGA
This is a messenger RNA of Hypomesus transpacificus, 920 nucleotides long. It is a transcript of the gene bhlhe22, whose product is annotated as basic helix-loop-helix family, member e22. The transcript has a single exon. Gene Ontology annotation, molecular function: protein dimerization activity. Bases 32 to 832 code for a protein of 266 amino acids. NCBI's taxonomy places the organism in Eukaryota, Metazoa, Chordata, Actinopteri, Osmeriformes, Osmeridae. The record is from RefSeq and is a predicted model, not a curated record.